Messenger RNA from Spathaspora passalidarum NRRL Y-27907, 1726 nucleotides. It is a transcript of the gene DCR1, whose product is annotated as ribonuclease III. The record is from RefSeq and is a predicted model, not a curated record. Gene Ontology annotation, molecular function: double-stranded RNA binding; ribonuclease III activity. Gene Ontology annotation, cellular component: nucleus. The transcript has a single exon. Gene Ontology annotation, biological process: primary miRNA processing; regulation of gene expression; rRNA processing. Lineage: Eukaryota; Fungi; Ascomycota; Pichiomycetes; Serinales; Debaryomycetaceae. The coding region runs from base 70 to 1668 and encodes 532 amino acids.
GAGACUUGAAUAUAGAGUGACUUCACCCUUUCAAUCUGACCAAAAACUAGAACAGUAUUGGUACUUAUAAUGGUUCAGAUCACUGAUACUAGCAAUGAAAAUCUGGAACAAAGUUCAUCACUGAAGAAAAGAGCUCGUAGUCCAAGUGAUUUGGAUAUGUACAACAGACCUCCUGCCAAAACUCCAACAUUUGACAGAGAAAUCCCCAAAAGUGUUGCAUUUGUUGAUUUACAAAAGUUAGAAUAUGCAACAAGAACUUUGCAAAAAAAUGUUGAGACAGUGCUAGAAUUAGCACCGGAUGUAUUGCUGUUGAAGAGCUUGAUAGAUGCCCCAAAUCUCAACCAGGGAAUAAAAAUGGAGUUGAAGCAAAAUGACUUGAUUGAAAUGGCUUCCAAAUUACAAUCCAGAUACAAAAUUGGUACUUUGCCUAUUUUGGAUGAAAUAACUCUGGGUAAGAUCAAUUUUAACGAUAAGGAUAUGAAGAAGUUGAAAAAAUGUGAUCCAAAUACACAAAAUAUUCAAGUAGAAGUCCCAGUAACUCCUAUGACAGAUGAAAUUGCCCCCAGAGGAAUCAAUAAUACUUUACCACCAUUACCACAGAUCAGAGAUCCUGCAUUGUAUGAAAGAGUUUUUAUUCACAAGUCUUAUGUAAACAGUAAAUCAUACAUGAAUUCUGAAAAAUUGAUCAAUAAUCAUAAUGAAAGAUUAGAAUUCAUUGGCGAUGCUAUAUUGAACACAUUAGCCACUAUGAUCAUCUAUAAGGAAUUUCCAACUGCAACUGAAGGUCAGUUAUCCCAAAUUAGAGCCGAUUUGGUCAAUAAUAAAACAUUGUGCCAAUUCUCCCUUCAAUAUGGACUUGAUAAGAAAUUACGUGCUAGAAUCGAAGAUUCAGUUUUGAAAUCAGGUGAUCAAAAGAUUUAUGCUGAUAUCUUCGAAGCUUACAUAGGGGCAGUAUCCACUGAACGUGGAUUGGAUUUAUCGGAAGUGAAAAACUGGUUGCAUAAGUUGUAUCAAGAAAGAUUGAGAAAACUUAGAGUCUUGUAUAUUUCCGAGCCUAUCAAUAGAGAUGCCAAGUCCAAGUUGUACUCCACUAUUGGAAUGGCCGAUGCAUAUCCUCAAUACGAGACUAUUCAACAAGGUGAUGGAGUAAAGGUUGAUUGCAUUGUCCAUUGUGUUAUGAAAGGUGAAGUCAUUGGUGUGGGACAAGCACCUAGUUCCAAGGAUGCAAGUUUGAGGGCAGCAAUGGACGCACUAAGGAAUAAGGAAAAGCUUGAAAAGUAUUUCUUGCAACGUAAAAUGAUAGAUCGUCCAGCAAAACAAGGUCGUAAAGAAGAUAAAGCAAGCAAAGAAUCGACUCCAAUCAAACAAAGCUCUGAAGGCAACACUUCAUUUGAUAUGUCACUUUUCCCAGUUAAAGUAGAUGAAUCGGAACCAAUUGAUACAUCAGCUACCAAUAGAUUAUACUCAGAAAUAGGUCAAAGAAUAGGAUCUCAUCCUGAGUAUAUCAUCAACAAAGGUGAAAAAAAUCAACAAAUAGUAACCUUGAAAAUUAGAGGAGUAGAAGUUGCUGUCGCAUCCGACUUAUCUAAAAAGAAAGCAAUGCGUCGAGCUGCCAAGGCACUCUUAGAUAACCAAAAGGCAUUAGAUGAAAUAUGUAAAGCUGCUUGAAAUAUUUCAUGUAUAGAAAAUAAAGAGAUUUCAUCGUAAAUAAAUGUACAUUGUGCAA